CCCCACGCGCCUCCAAUUCGCAGCCGUGGACACGAGAAUAACCGUCAACCUGGAGUCCACGUGUCAGAAACGACGGAAAUGUGAGGCCGACGGGAAGGAGGCGAAGGUGGAGCUGACGGCGCAACGCAAUAUGUUCCCUAGCGCUCAAAUUAAAAUGAGAUUGCUGUCGCCAAGCAGUUCGCCGGCCACCUCGCCCACGAUGUCGAAUUCCUCGUCGCCAACACCACCGACGCCGGCGGCCCCGGCUUACAACCAGAAGAUGACCGGUAUUCCUUGCGUAGCGGCCGCUUCGAGGUACACCGCACCGGUUCACAUCGACGUCGGCGGCACGAUAUACACAUCCUCCCUCGAGACUUUAACGAAGUACCCGGAAUCCAGGCUAGCGAAAUUGUUCAACGGCAGCAUCCCCAUCGUUCUGGACUCGCUAAAACAGCACUACUUCAUCGACAGAGACGGCGGCAUGUUCCGGCACAUACUGAAUUUUAUGCGAAACUCCCGGCUGCUGAUACCCGACAACUUUGCCGACCUAGAUUUGCUGCUAGAGGAAGCACGAUACUUCGAUAUUGCGCCCAUGUGCAGGCAAUUGGAGCAGAUGAAAAAGGAGCGCAUAAAGAACGGCUCGACGACGAUGACCGCGGCCUCGCCGAGUCCACCGCCCUCCGGUCAGCUCGGCGGCCGCGGCACCGCCUGCACCACCGCGCCCUGCAACCGCGACCCCGACAAGAUGCGCGGCAACGACGGCAACUGCGGCUACGAGUGCGUGGCGUUGCACGUGAGCCCGGACCUGGGCGAGCGGGUGAUGCUGUCGGGCGGACGUGCGCUACUGGACGAGGUGUUCCCGGAAACGACGCAAGCGGUGAUCGACGCGCGUUCCGGCGUCGCCUGGCACCAGCAGGACGCCCGCCACGUCAUCCGGUUCCCGCUCAACGGCUACUGCAAGCUAAACUCCGUUCAGGCUAUUACCAGACUGCUGAACGCCGGCUUCCGGGUAGUCGCGAGCAACGGCGGCGGCGUCGAGGGCCAGCAGUUCUCGGAGUACCUGUUCAUCAGGCAAGCCGUCAACACUUGACGGAGCACGGCGCAUCAGCGCAAAACGAUCUCCAAGACGAUCCGCUGCCUGCAGCGCGGCCACGACUUGGAGUGAGCGCG
This is a messenger RNA of Vollenhovia emeryi, 1149 nucleotides long. It is a transcript of the gene twz, whose product is annotated as BTB/POZ domain-containing protein KCTD1. The transcript has 5 exons. Gene Ontology annotation, biological process: protein homooligomerization. NCBI's taxonomy places the organism in Eukaryota, Metazoa, Arthropoda, Insecta, Hymenoptera, Formicidae. The coding region runs from base 131 to 1069 and encodes 312 amino acids. Gene Ontology annotation, molecular function: protein binding. The record is from RefSeq and is a predicted model, not a curated record.